AUGGACAAUAAUUCUGAAAGUAGUGAUGAUUACAGCUCAGAGUACGAGAUAGUGCAGCCCAGCCUCUUUAAUUAUUUGCGAGUAUUUUGUGACGGAGCUUUCGGUGUAGCCAAGUUCAUUGACGAGGCAGAAAUCUUCUAUACAAAAAAGCCCAAGAUAGAGCCAAAAGGCUGGAAUCUACUGCAAGAGCCCAUAUUCGACAGUUGUUCUGCGAACAAAACCAACUUUAUGAUAUGUACGUACGCCUUUAUAUCCGGAGCAGCUAUUUUUACUGCAGUGAUAUCCUGGUAUGAAAUGCCCGGAGUCUUAAUCCGAGAUAUCUUUUUGUUGUUGGGGAGUUUCUUUGUGGUGAUCCUAGGGAGUGGACUCUUCCACAGGCCGAGACUCUUCGUAUUCCAAGUCGUUUGUCUGCUUUACAUAUGGCUUCUCACGCUUCCUUGGGGGGCUUUGGGUGCCUGGGCUGCCCUCGGGAUAUUCUCAGCGAUCGCAUACUUCGCGGAUAAGAGCCAGGAUUUUCCUGUGACUUUUAUGAUUGUUUUCAUCUUUCUCACUGCGUACUACUACCUCCUGAUGGGAUUUGAGGCACUUUCUCCGUAUAUGUACGGGAACAUCGUCAUAGUUCCGAGCCUUUUCUCGCUCGUAUGCAUGUUUGUGUGGGGUUCCCACGGGGCAUUCACGGAGUUCUGGAAUGAGUCCGCACUCAAACUGCGCAAUCCCACGGAAGAGAAUCCGUGCAUAAAAACGGCCAGGACCUGGAUCCAGUACAUCCUGAGAAUAGAGCAGGACUCUGCAAUCUCAGGGCCCCCAGAUAAUAGCUUUCACACAUACUAUUGGUCGAAUAGGAGAAUACACACGGUAUUCCUGUUGGGGAUAGGAUUAGCAGUGUCAGCUCUUUUCGUGGAUUCGCACGGUCUGAAAGCUGCUUUUCCCAAUGGUAUUAUCCAGAUAGCGGAUUGA
Molecule: messenger RNA, 957 nt
Organism: Nematocida major
Lineage: Eukaryota; Fungi; Microsporidia
Exons: 1
Coding region: 1-957 (318 amino acids)
Source: RefSeq, a predicted model, not a curated record